This is a messenger RNA of Acyrthosiphon pisum (pea aphid), 813 nucleotides long. RefSeq names its product protein ANTAGONIST OF LIKE HETEROCHROMATIN PROTEIN 1-like. The transcript has a single exon. The record is from RefSeq and is a predicted model, not a curated record. The coding region runs from base 1 to 813 and encodes 270 amino acids. NCBI's taxonomy places the organism in Eukaryota, Metazoa, Arthropoda, Insecta, Hemiptera, Aphididae.
AUGAUAGUAAAAGAAGUAUGCAAUGCUAUUUGGUCAAUAAUGAAAUCGGAAUUUCUACCCACACCUUCAAAAGAAAACUGGGAAACAAUCGCAUUGGAUUUUGAAAGAAAUGCUAAUUUUCCCCAUUGCAUAGGAGCAGUAGAUGGGAAGCACAUUCGGAUAAUUUGCCCAUCUGGCAGUGGGUCCAUGUAUUAUAACUACAAGCAAUAUAAUUCACUGGUAUUGAUGGCAAUAGCUGAUUCAAAUUACCGGUUUGUAUAUGUUAAUAUUGGAAGUUAUGGGAAAGAUUGCGAUUCUGCUAUUUUUAAGCAAAGUGAGAUAUGGAAAUCUAUUACAAUGGGAACGCACCAGCUUCCAGAACCGAAAGGUCUGCUGGGUACUGAUAGUCCUAAUUUGCCUUAUUUCUUCGUUGGAGACGAAGCCUUCGCAUUACACAAACAUUUAUUACGGCCGUUUGGAGGAUCAAACCUCUCAAUAGAAAAAAAAAUAUUCAACUAUCGCUUAAGUAGAGCGAGGCGAUAUAUUGAAUGUGCAUUUGGAAUUUUAAGCAAUAAGUGGCGAAUUUUCCACCGACCAAUAAACGUGGAACCAGAUUUUGCAGUUGAUAUCGUCAAGGCUAGUGUUGUUCUGCAUAAUUUUGUGAGAGAGAGGGAUGGAAUAUUGUUUGAAGAUAGUACAACAAUUACAGGGUUGGAGGAUUUACAACCAGAAUAUUCAUCUCGUGGAGGUUUAUCAGCAAACAAUAUACGACAAACAUUAUGCGACUAUUUUGUAAACGUUGGAUCAGUCCCGUGGCAAAUGUCAAAAGUGUAA